UGCUGGCAGGCGGCAGGACCUGCACGACCGCCGCCCCGAGCCGCGGCCGCGCCAGCGGGAGUGGGAUGUUUCAUUGUCCGGAAAUGAUGGAGAAGGAGUGACUGUGGCGGCGGGGGGACAGUGGGUGUGAGUGCAGCGUGUGCGCGCCCCUCCACGGGGGAAAGGCCCGCGUGCGCGGCGGGAGAGGGGGCAGCCGCCGGAGAGACGGAGCCGCGGCGGCAGGCGCGGAGUUCCCGCGGCUGAGGCGCGGAGGAGGGCCGGGCGCCGCGGCGGAGCGGGAGGAAAUGCAGAGGGUCGCGUGUUAGUUUUGUUGGAGGGGGGUGCAGGCUAUCUGUUACUCGGUGAGAGAGCUGGCAGAUGUCCCAAGUGAGAGAACCUCUUCCUCCGGGGCCUGAAGGGCCAGAGCGAGCUCCGAGUGAAAACAGCGCUUUGAUCUCUCUCCCUCGAGAAAAAGCUGACCGAGAGAAUACUGUGGCAGGAGAUAAAGACGUAAACCAGCCUUCCAGUAACCAAAGUAUACAGCCAGAGAUACAAGACCAGUCCAUCUGGGGAAAUCGCACUGAUGGUGACCUCAUCAGAACACAACCUCAACGCUUGCCUCAGCCAAAUACUUCAGCACUGGAAAUGGGUGAGGAAGAAACUGGCAAAAUCCAAAAUGGUCACGUGGGUCUGAGUAAUGGAAGUGGAAUUCACAAUGGGAUCAAGCACAUGCCUGCAGACAACAGAAAACAUUCGGCUCCUGUUUCAGAAAAAAUGCACAGAAAAAUUCAGUCCACCUUGUCUGUCAACAGCAAUGGCAGCAAAAAGAGUAAAAUAAGCUCUGCAUUUUCUCAAAAGCCAGGUACUUCACCUGAAGACAAGAUUUCUGGAGCACCACACCUAUUUGUAAUGCAAAAUUGCUGUGUUCACUGUAUCCUGGCUUGCUUGUUCUGUGAAUUUCUCACCCUCUGUAACAUUGUUCUGGGACAAGCAUCCUGUGGCAUCUGCACAUCAGAGGCCUGCUGCUGCUGCUGUGGGGACGAGAUGGGAGAUGACUGUAACUGCCCGUGUGAUAUGGACUGUGGCAUAAUGGACGCAUGUUGUGAAUCUUCAGAUUGCUUAGAGAUCUGCAUGGAAUGCUGUGGGAUCUGCUUCCCAUCAUGAAAUAUUUAUCCCUUUUUAUUUUAUUCUCUAUAAAACUGGAGAGCUUUUCUUUAAAUACAUUUGAAGAAAGACAAGGUAAGAUUUUCACACAACCAACUGGUAUUGCACUGUUAAUUCCCUAUAUAUAAAUAUUUUUUUCUAAACCAGUCCUAAAAUCUGUAUUCUAACACAAAUUGUAUAGUUUUGUAUGUGAAACUCAAGCUACAUUCCAGCUUCCUUUUGGCUUUGCAAAUGGAAGACUUUAUUGAAACCGAAUUAUAGGGCUGUUGCCACAGGCUGCAUGAGGGUAAAAUUGCCAUUUGAAUUAAGUGACAGAUUUUAGUCAGAGAAGAGAUGACAGGGCGAAGCCUUAAGUAUUUGCCUUUACCUAGUUUAAUGUUUAAAUGCCUCCAUCCAUAACAUGCCUUUACAGGCAUUCUGAAAGCAAAAUAACUUAAUUUCAAUCUCUUUGGGUUGAAAGCAGCUUUGCUCUCUUGUUUUAAACUUAAUCCAGAAGUCAGCAACAGAAAUCUACUGUUGGUUUUGCUACAAUGGUCACGUUGGUGAUAUUUUUUUGUUUUGAAUAUCUCAGUAUUGAUACUGUGGGAAGAUUUGGCAAGCUAAAGUCAAUGUAAGUUUUACCAGAAUAACAAGGCUAGAAUAACAAGAUUUCAUUGUUAUAAAUCAAGACAGAACAGAGAACUUACAUUUUUCUUCACUACUAAUAUUACUUGAAAUGCUUCUUUUUAGAAAGAGACUUCAGAAAUCUAUGUAGACAUGAAAUAUAUCCUUAGACUAACAGACUAAUAGACUAACAGAUCUUCAAGUUUUGGCUAUUAAAAGGAAAUUAUUUAAGGUCCUUUCCAACCCUAACUAUUCUAUGAUUCUAUGAUUAUCAGAAUUUAACUCAAGAAUCUAAGCCUGACGUUAAGUGGCCCUGUUUGUUAGUAUUUGGGGCAUUAGAGCCAGUGUCACAUAACUUAGUAUUUAUUUCUUCACUGUUUGAGAAAAAUCCACAGCGGAUGGCAGAAUUUAAAUGGGGUAUAAAGACCAAAUUAAAACUGACUUGAUCAAGAAAUUCUGUCAUUGAACAUAAGAAGCAAAUGCAAAAAUGUUAUUCUCAGAUAUGUUUUAAGUGUUAUUUUAAAAUAGCUGUGUAAAAAGAAUGAAAUUUUAAAAAUGUAUGAUAUCCUUUAAAAAUAAAAGGAUUGGGAUUUAAAAUGUUUGAAAAAUACAGUUAGGAUCUAGUGGGCAACUUUUUCCCUAUAUAUGAUUAAGGUUUUCUGUGAAAUAUCUUUCUUUGUCAUUGUAAUUGCGAAAAGAAUUUGGUCCAACACAGAAUGAGGUUUAUGGCAUUCCCAGAUUUGGGGAAUAAUGGUACCAUUUUCUUGCUAGUUUCUUAUGUCCAUGUCUGCAGCUCAUCAACUUUUCAAUGUAAACCACCUACACAUCUUGAUCUCACGUACUUAAACUUUCCUAUCUACACUCCAGAUGUCCCAUUUGUAGAUUGUUGGAUCUCGUAAAUUUAGGCCUUGUUACAAGAGUCAUCGAUAGCCAAUAGCAUAUUUCUGUAGAGUGAAUUGACCAUAAAUGUCUCUUUCCGCUGUAGUGAAUUCGGUUUAUGCAAAUGUGACAAGCUAAAGAUCGCAGGACUGUGAAGCUAAGUCAACAAAUGGUCUGGUAUGAACCAAAGCUUCUGUCCCUGUGAACACUGACUAGUAGUGCCUACUACUGCAAGUUAUCUAUGAAGGUAACAUAGCCGAAUCCUCAACUAUACUAGGGAGCUGGGAGGUGUUACGUUUUGCCUUAUCAUCUGCGAUAUUGUGGUGUAUUCUCAUACAAUGCAGACUUACUUAGAGGGUUUCUUACCUGUUUUUUCAUAGUUACUACAAGAAUUGAUUCUUACCAUGGUGUUUUGGUUCAGUUUGGUUUUUUGUUAGAUUUGUUUUGUUUUUCAUAUAUUGGGCCAGAUUCAGAUCUGUGUUGCAUAAACUAAAUGCAUUUUCAUUAAUGUCAGAAUUUUCCAUUGGUUUAGCUCCAGCUGGAGAGCACAAAGAUAUCAUGGUAAUAGGCAGGCUAAUAAGGAACCAUAUAGUUAAGUUGAUAAAUUCCCUGAGCUCAGAAUCAGGCCCACAGGGCUCAAUUAUGACUCCUAAAAGUCUGAGCCUCAGUGGGAAGGGGGAAGAGGUGCCUUGGUUGAGUGGCAGUACCUGGAGGCAUUUUGCCUUUGUAAGGCAUAGUGCCUCUGGGGAAAUUGGGGGCAUCACAGUGAGCACUGGGACUUGAUGCACCUUGGAAAAAGUGUAGACAGUGCUUCGCCCCAUGUAGUUCUGUGGUUGACACCGUGGUGGUGGGGACAUGCUCUCUGGGGCUAGUCAGCAACAUAAACUGUCCUUCCUCAUGUCCUUCUGGUCAUGGAGAGAUGAAUUAUGGCUGUCCAAUUGUGCUUUUGAGGACGGGGAAGAGGACUUCCAGUCUCCUGUCCUGCCCCAAUAUCUGUGCCCUGCCAGAGCAGUUCCAGUUUUGUGCUUGGAAAACUGCACAGUCGCACCAAGCUUUUAAUGAAUACCAGAUGCUAAUAAAAAUUACUUUUACUACAGAAAGAUACAGUUAAAAAAAAAAAAAGAAAAUGCCAAUCUGUGUAGAAGUUUAUACAAUUUGCCCUGCACAAACCCCCGUUUCUACUUACAGGAACUCAGAAGGUUUUUUGAUCUAUCGAAAUUAUGAAAACCUUGGAAAUGUCUUUGCUAUUAAGCAUUUACUUCUAGAACUGUUAAAAUACAAAUAAUAAUUACAAGAACUUUGUUGAUGUGUAUAUGUGUAUGUGUACAGCCUCUCUCUCACAGACAUGUGCACACACAUAUGCAGAUAUAUUACUUCUUUUCCCACUUCAUUUGUGAAAUACUAGGAAGUGAAAAUAGUGUUGUUUAACCCUUCUAGUGAAUAGAAGUAUCAAAGUAUUACAGACAAUUGAAAAAAUUUAAAAAAUGUGUGAUUUCUUUGACAUUUAAAUGUAGUCUGCUACUGUUUGUCAUAGAGAUAUUAGCACUUUUGUAAAAUGUAUCUUUGUAGCAGAGAAUAUUAGUAUGUAGUUCAAGUAAUUCCUUUCUAUAUUUAUAUUCUUAAAUGCUGUUUUGUAAUUUUCACUCUAUAGGCAAUCUUGUAAGCACCUUGUGUAAUUAAAACAAGCAGAAUUAGAAGGAGUCAAAUGUGAAAACAUGGUUUA
Molecule: messenger RNA, 4348 nt
Organism: Strigops habroptila (Kakapo)
Lineage: Eukaryota; Metazoa; Chordata; Aves; Psittaciformes; Psittacidae
Gene: MDFIC
Product: MyoD family inhibitor domain containing
Exons: 6
Coding region: 358-1143 (261 amino acids)
Source: RefSeq, a predicted model, not a curated record